Messenger RNA from Colletotrichum phormii, 1440 nucleotides. Its product is annotated as TAM domain methyltransferase. The transcript is spliced from 9 exons. Gene Ontology annotation, molecular function: methyltransferase activity. NCBI's taxonomy places the organism in Eukaryota, Fungi, Ascomycota, Sordariomycetes, Glomerellales, Glomerellaceae. The coding region runs from base 51 to 1133 and encodes 360 amino acids. The record is from RefSeq and is a predicted model, not a curated record.
AUCAAACCCCUCACCGACGCCUGCUUACUUUUUUCUUGGAAAAUAUCGUGAUGGCGACUCCGGAAGAUGAGACGCGCUCACCUCCAGCGGCUGAAGCCGCAGCUUCCCCAGCUCAUCAUGAGGAAGGCGUGAACCCGGCAACAGGUAUCAUUGAUGCUGAUGAAGGAGGAACAGACUCCGCCAUUAAUGUGUCAAUCCGCGAUUCUCUCACGUCCAUUCGCUCGUCCAUUCUCAAUUUUGAAGAUGAGAACGGACGUCUAUACCACUCUCAUUCCCGAGGCAAAUACUACUUUCCCCACGACAAUGUCGAACAAGAGCGAUUAGAUCUACAGCACGAGCUCUUUAUGAGGACGUUUAGAGGACGUCUUUGCACUUGUCCAAAGUCUUACGGUGCUAAUAGAGUUCUGGAUCUCGGAACGGGAACGGGAAUAUGGGCUCUCGAAUACGCGGAGGAGCAUCCCGAGUCUGAAGUCAUUGGAGUGGACAUCAGUCCAGUGCAGCCUGACUUCAUGCCUCCCAAUUGCUCUUUCGAGAUAGACGAUCUGGAGAAACCAUGGACAUGGUCAAAACAAUUCGACUUCAUCUUCUCUAGAACUUUGAGUGGCAGUAUCCUGGACCCAGCCAAGCUGGUCGAUAGCAUUUACAACCAACUCGAACCCGGCGGGUGGUUCGAAGCUCAGGAUGUCUGCAUGGAAGCUCGGACCGACGACAACACUCUACCCGAGAAUAGCUACUUGGCGCAAUGGGCUGAUGAGGUGGUUGACGCCAUGGAAAAGAUCAAUCGGACGCUCAAGCUUCCCCUCAAGUGGAAGCAGCUUCUGAUCGAUCGCGGUUUUGAAGAUGUUCGAGAGACUGUCUACAAAUGGCCGACCAAUACUUGGCCGCGAGAUAGAACGAUGAAGGACAUUGGCGGAUGGGGUCUGGCGAACCUCGACUACUUCCUCGAGACAGCGGCUCUUCGCAUUUUGACCAACAUCAAGGGUUGGUCAAAGGAGGAGGUCCUUGUUUUGUGUUCACAAGCGAGGAAGGAGAUGCGUGAUCCGAGGAUCCAUGUUUGGUGGCCUGUAUAUGUCGUUUCUGGUCGCAAGCCAGGCUCAAUAACUCAGGCGCCUGCUGAGUCUUCGACAGCUUAAGUCCCCCGACAUCGUCAAGAGAGGCGUGUCUUAAGCCAUCAUCAUUUGUCAAUGGGCCAUCCGAAGGCGCCCCAAAAUAUGCUUUCUGUAUGGAAAGUCACAUGGGAUUCGGCUCUUGAAGUAUCAGUCUCAAUACUUUCGUGGGUUUGCACUUUGGAGUUACCCUACUUCGGUAGAAAGUUAGAAAUCUAUUCGAGCUAUGGCUUCGGGCAGUUCAAAUCCAAAAUCCUCUUUUCAAUGGGCUAACCCAGCGGUGACCACACAAAAGCUGUGCGAUCCCAACAUGGACCUUCACGCUACAGCUCAU